AUGGCAAACCGCUACCGCGGCGCCGGCAUGUACGGCCGCAGCGGCAACGCCAAUGGCUAUGGGAACUUUGGUCAACCAAACGGCAACGGCGACGACUACGACCCAUAUGGCGAGGGCGGCGGCGGUGGCAGCGAUCGCUACAGGACACCACCUCCAACACAAGCCGGACGCGCGCUUCCUCCCCAGUCCUCCCUCCGCGCCCCUCCCUCGAGAUCGCAACUUCAGGCCCAGCAACUCACCCAGCAAGCACAAUGGACCAACGCAGAAAGACAGAUCAACGAGGUGCUGGGAAUUAUACAGAAGGACUGGCCACAGAUGUGCCAUAACGACUGCAUACCUGUGCAGCUGGCCCUGCAACUCCUCGACAACAGCUCCGUGGGCAGGGCGCACGAGUACGGCAACUUCCAGCAGACGCACCAGUACCUACAAGACUCCCUCAAGGCGAUCGUCCAUGACUACCAUCAGGGCUUCAACAGCUCCAUCGGCACCUUCCACAAGAUCCAGGGCAGCAUCAUGCAGAGCCAGAAGAAGGUCCGCAUGCUGAAGGAGAACCUGGCAACCAGCAAGGUCGCCCUGUGCACGACGGACCCGGAGCUCAAAAAGCUUUACAACACGAGCCAGAUGUACGACGAGCUUCUGCAGGUUCUGAACGAGCUCGAGGAGCUGAGGCAGGUGCCCGACCAGCUCGAGGCUAGGAUAUCUGAGAAGAGGUUCCUCACGGCUGUCGAAGUCCUGCAGAAUGCCCUCCGAAGGCUGAGGAAGCCCGAGCUAGACGAUAUCGCCGCCCUGAGUGAUCUGAGGAGCUACCUGGCUAACCAGGAGACGGCGCUGAUGGACAUCCUCGUCGAGGAGCUGCACGAGCAUUUGUACCUGAAGUCACCAUACUGCCAGGAGAGAUGGCAGAACUUGGCCAAGACCCAGGGCGCCUUUCGCGACGACAUCGCCGAAUCAGGAGCUGUGGUGCCAUUCUUCGAGGUCUUGAAUGGCAUGGACCUCGAUAACCAUAUACAAGAGGACCCCGGCAGGAACCCCGAGUCUGAUACUUUCUCUUACGUGGCCUUGUUGGUCGAGGCACUCAACAAGUUGGGACGUCUGGAGACUGCCGUCGACACCAUCAAGCAACGUUUACCGGUCGAGCUUUUCAGCGUUGUUAACGACACGAUCAACGAGAUAGAUCACAAACAUCCCAGCUCACUGCGGGGUGUAUCCUCAAGUUCGGGCGGGCUGCACAUUUAUAACAACAGAGAAACACAGAUGAGGGCAGAUGUGAUAUACGAUUUGCUGUGGACACUGUACGGAAAGUUCGAGGCGAUAGCCGAGGGUCACCGUCUUUUCCACGAAUCUAUCAAAGCUCUGAUCCGCCGAGAGGGCGGCGGCAACAACGCUGCCUUACUCGGGAGCUUCAAAGAGCUAUGGAACCUAUACCAGAAUGAGAUACGGUCACUACUACACAAUUAUGUGACCACAGAUGCGGAUCUGUACCAGUUCAAUACACCAAGACCAGGCACAACGAACGGUGUCAUCGACGCGCAUAGGGAGCACUUGUUCAAGUUCACCGAGGGGGAUCCCAAGGCUGUAGACCUGACAACGGAAUUUGAAAGGCUGAAUGACACCAUCGAACAGGCGGUUCCUGGCUUGACUGCCGGUCUGAUAAAAGGCAAGGGCGACAAGAAAUCCGGGAAGAUUGAUGCUAGAAAGAGCGCAGUCCCAGCAUAUGGUGGUCGCGAACAGAACGAGACCUACAAGUCACUCGUCGAGCCGAACGUCUUUAACAUGAGUCUGUUGCUGCCGCCGACUUUGGUUUUCCUAGGCAGGCUCAAGAACAUUGUACCACCGGGAUCAGAUCUGGCGACUAGCACUCUGACGACCUUCCUUGACAACUUCUUGGUCAAUGUUUUCCAACCGCAGUUGGACGAGACACUUGGCAAGUUGAGCGACACUGUGUUCGGUGAAGCAGACGCAUUCCAGCAAGAUGGAGACUGGCACCAGGUCGCAAAAAGACCGGUGUUCAAAGGUGCCACAGACUUCUUUGCAGUGGUCACGGCGUUCUGCAGAAUGCUGGACACAAUCCCACAUGACCAGGCACUCAGUGCGUUGAUUAUCACCCAGAUGAUGAGGUACUACGACCGGUGUUUUGGCUGGUACAAGACCCUGGUCACCAAAACACAGGAGGAUGGCACGGCAACCCAGGCGCUACGUUCGUCGGCCAUCAUGGCCACCGAGAGCGGCGAGAUCCAUGAGACUAUCCAGAAGCUCUGGACAGCCGACACUUUAGAUCAAGAUCUGCUGGACAAGGAAGUGGCACUGCUGAUCACGGAGACAAACGAGAAGCCGCUGCAGCUCAGCGACAUCAUCUCGGACAGGGAUACCAUCUCAUCGCUGUGCCUCCUGUACACCAGUAUGAAGUGGCUGUCUGUCAAGGUGUCUUCGCUGAGGCACAUCACACGCAACGAUACCGACUCCAAUCGCUCCAGUAUACCUAAGCCAGAGAAGAGGAGGUGGACCCUGCUGAACGACCCUAGUAAGGCGACAGCUGAGGAUGGACCGGUGUUCCUUCCGAUGACGCUGGAGACAGUCCAAUCAUUCGAUGGCAUCGUCUCAUCCUACGAGGAGCUGGCCGCUACUGCACUGCUGAACUUGCACAUGGAAGUCCGUUGCCGCACCGCCUAUUCGCUGCGGGUGGCUCUUGACCCCAAGACGGCGCCAUAUCUGCUUGAUCAAGACGUCAAGGAGCCCGACCCACAGAUUCUCAGCCUCAAUUCCGAGCUGCUUGCCUACGACGAGACAAUUGUGCGCUUCCUGCGCGAGCGCGAAGUCGCGUUCAUCCGCACCGGCCUGGGCCUGCUCACCAACUCCUUCCUCAUUGCGAACGCGUCGAUGGUGGCGCCGAUCAACGCCCGCGGCUCCGGCCGCAUGCAGUUGAACAUCCUGGUGCUGCAACAGAACCUGAAGAACAUCGAGGCUGGCGUGGACAUGGCUCGUGCUGCCAAUUACUGGGCGCUCUUUGACCAGGGCGUCGACGCCAUCGUCACCAAGGCGAAGGAGGACGCCGUGAAGGCGGCCGAGGAGAACAACGUGCCGAUAGGGAGGGACCCGGACCGGUUCACGUACGAUGAGCUCAAGGCCCUGAUCGAGCUGUGCUACAGCGAGUCGAUGGCGAGUGCGGAACGGGGUAAUGUGAACGCGGCCAAGAGGAAUAUGGGGGAGAAGCUGCUGGAGCUGAGCGAGCACAUGUGGCAGAGUUAG
Molecule: messenger RNA, 3246 nt
Organism: Diaporthe citri
Lineage: Eukaryota; Fungi; Ascomycota; Sordariomycetes; Diaporthales; Diaporthaceae
Exons: 2
Coding region: 1-3246 (1081 amino acids)
Biological process (GO): Golgi to plasma membrane transport; exocytosis
Cellular component (GO): exocyst
Source: RefSeq, a predicted model, not a curated record